Messenger RNA from Corticium candelabrum, 773 nucleotides. Its product is annotated as zinc finger CCHC-type and RNA-binding motif-containing protein 1-like. NCBI's taxonomy places the organism in Eukaryota, Metazoa, Porifera, Homoscleromorpha, Homosclerophorida, Plakinidae. Bases 6 to 665 code for a protein of 219 amino acids. Gene Ontology annotation, biological process: mRNA splicing, via spliceosome. Gene Ontology annotation, molecular function: zinc ion binding; RNA binding. Gene Ontology annotation, cellular component: U12-type spliceosomal complex. The transcript has 6 exons. The record is from RefSeq and is a predicted model, not a curated record.
UGCGCAUGCGCAGUAGGAGUUUCCCAGAAGUUAUGAGUUCUGGUUUGGUUCCGAGCAAGACGACUGUUUACUGCUCUAAUUUGCCAUUCAGUUUGACAAACAACGACCUACACAAGGUAUUUGAAAAAUAUGGGAAAGUAGUCAAAGUGACGGUUUUGAAAAACAAGACAACACGUCAGAGUAAGGGCGUUGCGUUUGUACUCUAUCUUGAUCGUGUUGGAGCUCAUGCUGCCGUGAACGCAUUGCAUAACAAAGAGCUAUUUGGUCGGACAUUGAAGUGUAGUGUUGCCAAGGACAACGGACGGACACCAGAAUUUAUCAGACGCAAGACUUAUCCAGACAAAUCUCGAUGCUAUGAGUGUGGGGAGGAUGGACAUUUGAGUUAUCAAUGUCCGAAGAAUGCGUUUGGUGAAAGAGAGUUACCUGAGAAGAAAGUAAAGAAAAGAAAACGACCACAGCAACCAAAAGUUGGGAAGGUUGUGAGACGAGACGAAGAAGAAGAGGAUGAAGACGCUGAUGAUGAUGUGUCACUGGGUGAUGUCAUCCGUGAGUCGUGGGAGAAAGAGAAACGAGACGCAGAGACUGGCGGGCACAAACAGACAAAGUCGAGUGAGAGAAAGGCACUAAAACAGGGAUACUUUAGUGAUGAAGAUGCCAGUGAUUGAUCAAGGAUAUUUUCAUUGAUAUUAAUUAAAUAUAUAUUUAAAUUACUUACGUUACGUUAGUCUAUACAAUGACGUCAUCUGAUACAAUAACAGUAUAUAGUGCUCAUA